Messenger RNA from Rhinolophus ferrumequinum (greater horseshoe bat), 859 nucleotides. It is a transcript of the gene YJEFN3, whose product is annotated as YjeF N-terminal domain containing 3. Gene Ontology annotation, cellular component: mitochondrion. NCBI's taxonomy places the organism in Eukaryota, Metazoa, Chordata, Mammalia, Chiroptera, Rhinolophidae. Bases 50 to 802 code for a protein of 250 amino acids. The transcript has 6 exons. Gene Ontology annotation, molecular function: NAD(P)HX epimerase activity. The record is from RefSeq and is a predicted model, not a curated record.
GGAGUCGGCGGCAGUCGUACUGCGCUUCCGCUCCGGCUCGCCUCGAAUCAUGAGCAGCGCGGCUGGCAGGGACCUGGCCGAGGCGCCUGAGGAGCGGCAUUUCCUCAGCACGGAGGAGGCGGCUGCACUGGAGCGGGAGCUGCUAGAGGAUUAUCGCUUUGGGCGGCAGCAGCUGGUGGAGUUGUGUGGCCAUGCUAGUGCUGUGGCUGUGACCAAGGUGUUCCCCUUGCCUACUCUCUCCCGGAAGCAGAGGACAGUGCUGGUCGUGUGCGGCCCGGAGCAGAACGGGGCGGUGGGGCUGGUCUGUGCCCGGCACUUGCGGGUGUUUGAGUACGAACCGACCAUCUUCUACCCCACACGCUCACUGGACCCGCUGCACCAGGACCUGACCACCCAGUGCGAGAAGAUGGACAUCCCCUUUCUGUCCUAUCUCCCCACAGAGGUCCAGCUCGUCAAUGACGCCUAUGGGCUGGUGGUGGAUGCCGUGCUGGGUCCCGGCGUGGAGCCCUGUGAGGUUGGGGGCCCCUGCACACGUGCGCUAGCUACGCUCAAGCUGCUGUCCAUCCCCCUUGUGAGCCUGGACAUUCCCUCAGGCUGGGAUGCGGAGACCGGCGGUGGCGACGGCGAGGACGGGCUGCAACCCGACGUGCUGGUAUCGCUGGCGGCGCCCAAGCUCUGUGCCGGCCGCUUCUCCGGGCGCCACCACUUCGUGGCCGGCAGGUUUGUGCCGGACGACGUGCGCCGAAAGUUCGCUCUGCGCCUGCCGGGGUACAUGGGCACCGACUGCGUGGCGGCGCUGUGACCGCCUCCCGCACCCACGCAGCUUGGACGUGCGUCAAUAAACAGACGACCCACCACC